AUAUUUUUGUUGCUAUUUUAGUUAUCAGUAAGUAAAUUAAUAGCUCCACGUAAAGUAGUUCAUGCCAUUGAUUGUGGAAGUUACUUAUAAACUCGUACAUCAUCGGGUAUUACAUAUAAGAGGGUAAUUUAAGUUUUAAAAAUUAAAGGAUCACCAUUAUAUUGGCACAUCAGAAUUAAUCGAUUAUUAUUUCAUAGCUUAAAAAAGAAAAAUUAAAUUUACGGAUGAUCAAUCCCUUUAUCUUUCAUAGAGAUAAGGAUAAAGUUUUGUCUAUACAAUACCUAUAGGUAACAAUAUUCCUGGAAACUAAACGUAUGUAUUAGUUUUGAAGUUUGCUGAAGUAUAAUUAUUAUAAAUAUAUAGUUACAUUUUGAAGAAAGUAAUUAGAGAGUUUUUAGUGUGUUUUUAGGGAAGA
This is a messenger RNA of Paramecium sonneborni, 415 nucleotides long. The record is from the annotation of a GenBank genome assembly. Lineage: Eukaryota; Ciliophora; Oligohymenophorea; Peniculida; Parameciidae.